This is a messenger RNA of Orycteropus afer afer, 390 nucleotides long. It is a transcript of the gene CUNH11orf52, whose product is annotated as chromosome unknown C11orf52 homolog. The transcript is spliced from 4 exons. NCBI's taxonomy places the organism in Eukaryota, Metazoa, Chordata, Mammalia, Tubulidentata, Orycteropodidae. The record is from RefSeq and is a predicted model, not a curated record. Gene Ontology annotation, cellular component: extracellular exosome. Bases 1 to 390 code for a protein of 129 amino acids.
AUGGGAAACCUGCUGGGCUGCGGGGGAAGCUGGAGCUGCUCCUCACCUUUCCAGCGAAAAAAGAAAACAGAGAACCAAAUAAGACAGCUGUAUAAGCAGCAGCAGCAGCAGCAAAGGCAGCAACAGCAGAAUGGCACAAAGGGCCCUGAAACACCAGAAAAUACCUAUGAGCGGGUGUUUGAGCAGCUUGAGCUUGGAGAGAGGAGUCAAAGCUUCAGGUCAGAGGAGAGCAACUUACACUACGCUGACAUCCAGGUGUACAGCCAGACCCAGUCACGCUCUGCCUGGGAGGUGAAGAACCUGCAGUUAGAAAAUGCUACAGAGUAUGCAACCCUUCGCUUCCCCCAGAUCACAGCCCGCUAUGACAGCAAAAAUGGGACUCUGGUGUGA